CCUCGAACCGUUCCCGCCGCUUGUUGGGGGAGAAAAUUCUGCGGGCGGAAGUAGUGUUGAUACGUUUCUCCCCGGGGCCGCGAGUAGCGGUGGCGGCGGUCCGCCGCGGCGCCCGGGCGGAAAUGGCGAGGACAAAGAUCAUAUCCACUGUAAAUGUGAUGUCUGGGUCUGGAACAUUGGAACUUGUCAUGCAAAAUUUGGACCGCACAGAAAUCUGUGUUGCAUGAGCGGCUGCAAUGAGUGUUUCCCUAAUUGUGGUUGACGAGCGAAAACGAAAAGCGAAUCUGUCAUGCGGAAUACGCAUUCAGAAUCUCUUGCACAGUCCUCUGAUGUGAAGAUGCUUCUGGGUGCAUUCCCGAGGCGGGCUAUCUUCGUGUUCGACAUCUAGGAGAUGCUGAUGCAUGACACACCUUGUACUCUACUUCCAGACCCACACCACAUUUUUGCACGUGCAUAUGUGAACAUCCGGGUGACGGACCCAACAACAACUCCGGGGCGGGGACAGCACAGGCGCAGCUGCAAACCGUAGCGGAAGAAGAUGAGACUGAAGAGGACGAGGGGGGGCAGGCUAGCGAC
Messenger RNA from Amoebophrya sp. A120, 576 nucleotides. The record is from the annotation of a GenBank genome assembly. NCBI's taxonomy places the organism in Eukaryota, Dinophyceae, Syndiniales, Amoebophryaceae.